AUGAAACCCCGGUUAAUCGCUCUUCUCGCCCUGCUCUUCUUGCCCUCGAAUUCCCUUCCAUGCUCCUAUCAGGUAAGAAUGUCCUUCACUCGAUCCCCUCCAAUAAUCUUCCCUCAGAAUCCACGAGUCGAAGAUGUUCUUCUGGAAGUUCCCAUCGAACACGAACAUCCGCACCGUCAUCGGAGAGACUCGGAAGUGCCGACGAAAGAGAAGGAGAAGGAGAAGUUCGCUCCGUUGAGAAUCCAUUUGCACUACGAUAAGAGCAUCGAAAACCUGACGGAAGAAGUGCAGAACUUUGUGAACACGACCCUCCUCCCGGAAGCAGUCGGAUACUGGGAGAACGCCCUCCGAGUCAGACCGAUGAAGACCGCGAUUCGGCUUCGAAGGAAGUGCCUCUCUUCGUUCUACUAUUACAAGCAGGGAAUGAGGAAUGUGGCGUGCGAUAAGGCCUGCAGAGAGAAGACGACGUGUGGAGAAGCCGACAUUCCCCCCGAUCACCUGUUGGUAAGUGGGAGGCACGGAAAACCGGCCGUCGAUAGCUCGAGCGCUCGAGCUGAUCAGUUGGUAGAGAGAGCGGAGGACUGUAGAGUCAGUGUGAAUCCUCAGCUCGCUGGUCCGGAUCCGGCUCGACGGAACUGUUUUUGUUUUCUUGCAGGACUGCUUGGCAUGCAACAACACGGACGACUGCCAAACUUCCGGAGAUCUGGGUGAAGGCGUCAGCGAUUCUGAUUUUAUUCUGUAAGGCAAAUCAAAUCAGAUGAAGCUAAAUUUAUGGAAUGAAUGAUUUUCAGAUAUGUGACUGCUCACAACUCGAAGCGCUGCGAAGGCCCCGAAACUCUUUCGUACGCGGCUCACUGCCAACAAGAAGCCGAUUUCGAUAGGCCGAUUGCGGGCAAUGUGAACCUGUGCCCCAGCGCUCUUUCCGUUCACAACCAUGAUUACGAGAUUCUGACCAGCACUGUGAAGCACGAAAUCCUGCACGCUCUCGGGUUCUCUGUCGGGCUCUACGCGUUCUUCCGCGACAAAGACGGCAAACCUCGCACCAAAAGGUUCGUAUUAAAAAUGGAUUUUUGUUCAACGUGCGUCUGAAAUUAACCCCAAUCUUGCAGGAAUCGGUACGGCCGGCCAACUUCGUUGAACAAACAAAAAGGGUAUUAUGACUGGGACAGCAACACGAUAACGACGGUUUUGAGGGAGGAUUGGUGGACUGGAGAGGGAAAGGUACGUGGGAAAAGGGCAGUGCAGUGUAUGGCAUGGAUGAUUGCAGGUGAUCCAUCCGAUCCAUAUGAUGGUCACUCCGAAGGUGAGGGAAGAAGCCAGAAGACACUUUGGAUGCGAUAAGUUGGAAGGCGCAGAGCUCGAGAAUCAAGGCGGAGAGGGCACUUAUCUGACACAUUGGGAGAAAAGGGCUUACGAGGUGAGCAGGAGGCGGAAGAUUCGGAUACGAAUGAGCACGAAUUCAGAACGAAGCGAUGACUGGCACUCACACUCAGAACCCUGUCUACUCGAGGCUCACUCUCGCUUUUCUGGAGGACACUGGAUGGUAUGAACCCAAUUAUGAGUGAGUUAUCGCAUUGAAAAACUUGGAAAAUUACGAGAAUUGGUUGCAGAGUGGCCGAGGAUUUGCACUGGGGCAAGCAUCUCGGGUGCGAUUUCGCGAUGAAAAGUUGCGGAGAAUGGAUCCAUGAAAAACGGAUAUUGUGAGUCUGAUCCGAUGCAUCCGAUGCAUUUCUGACUUUUCAGAGGCAAAGAUGCGUAUCCAUACUGCAGUGACAUCAAACACGACGGCACUAAGUCGAUGGCGAUAACCCGGUGCACUUCCCAAAGAGACUCGCUCGCUCUCUGCAACCUUAUUCCCUACCAAAAAGAGCUUCCAGCCCAAUACCGUAACUUUAUGAGUCUUCCCGGAGUGAAUCCGGACGGUGCAAAGUACUACGGUGGAUCUGUCGAGAUGGCAGAUUAUUGUCCGUUUCUACAAGAGUUUGAAUGGAAAUUGCUGGACAAGAAGCUGCACAAAGACUCGAGAUGCGAACUGGAGGGCAACGGAAAAGAAGGCGAGGACAUUCUGGAAGUGUACGGAGAGAACUCCAGAUGCUUUGAGUUUCCCAAGCCGUGGACCGAGAGAAAGUGCGGCAGGAUUCGAGUGCUCUCGCAUUAUAUGGCCGGAUGUUAUGAGGUCAGCUUGUGUCCGAAUCCCAAUCAAACCGCCCGUUUUCAGUACCAAUGCAACAACGGAACUCUUUUCGUCGGCUCCUACAACGCCACAGACAUGUACCCUUGCUACGCGGAGAACCAAAAAGUGCACAUCAAGAAAGUGGUGGACGGUUGGCUCCGCGAGGGCUCCAUCAUCUGUCCCAAUUGCGAGGAUUACUGUAACAACUGCGGACCGCCCAUCGUCAUUCCCGACUAUAUCGGCGACGCGGAACUCGACGAACCCUGCUCCGCCAUCACCCAUUUCUCGCCUCUCUCCAUUGUAUUUUUCCUAGUUUUUCUGUAUAUUCGCUGCUGACCAAAUCAGUUUGUUCCAAUACCACUCGGGUUGUUUUCAUUCAUCUCGCCGUCAAUUCUGUUCACUUUCCCUGCAUGCAACCGGUCACAAACCUUCUUUUCGUAUUCCUCCGGUGUCCAAUAAAUGAAUGUUUUUGUUUCUGCGCCGAGCGAACCUAAUUACACACUCUUUGCUGGCCGCCAGUUCUCGAAAGGAGACGCCCGUUUCUAUGGAAAUGAGAAAUCAGAGCUCGGGUUUCGGCUCGGCUCUCCCAGUCGGAUUAUCCUUCCAAUUGUAGUUCUCUUACCUCUCUCGCUCUCUCUCUCUCUCGCGCUCACCGCGUCCAACCUCAUUCGUUCAUUCUGUCCCAGCGUAGGUAAUCUGCGAUGCGCGAGAAGAACGUCAAGCGAUAUGACGUGAGUUUCAGCUCGAGAAAUUCGUACGUAGGUUGGUCGUGCCGCUAACGGGUAACUAGGGAAACCGCCGGCCGCGUUUCUCUUCACAAAUCACAUAUUAAUAUUUUAUCAGGUUACCACCAAAAACGAGAAAAUAUCUCUCUCUCGAGUCUAUGGCUUCUAUUUGGGAGGGGGAUUUCGAAAGCGAACAUUAGAGAUUCUGACACAAAUCAUUUUCACUUUUCAAAUCUCUUCCCAUCACUUUCUUCGACUUUAAGUGUCUUUCAGUUGAGUCCCUCCAAAUGAUAGUACUGUAGGCACAUUCUAAAUAGUACGUACUGGCUUCCGAAUGUGUUCCACUUUCAGAUUCCUCUGCGAGAGUAUCGUAUGCUCGCAGCCACCACGGAAGUCGACUAUCCGUACUUCCCAUUCCGAAUUUCCAUCGAUUUCGUGCUCGUUCACAAUGCCGGAGAGUCGCAUUCGAAGGGAAAGUACCGAGAGUUUUUCGAGAAGGCCGUCCAGAAAGAAGGGCUCAUCAUCCGGCAUCAGGCUUCCGGACAGACCCAUUUCACACUGAUCUCCACUCCGUUCCAUCGUCUAUCUCGGGAAGCCGAGAUGUCUCAGAUGUGCUUCCCUCUAAAAGAUGUGAGAAUUGUAUUGAGAACUUUAAGAAGUACAUAAUCACUCAUUUCAGUGCCAAAUCAAGCCGGGAAUGCCUUCCUGCUGUGUCCCUCUUUCCAAAAUCUUUGUUACCGACGACACUGUUCGCUUCAUAAACGCCCCGUUCCAACGCAAAAACGGAUCAUUAUUCUGCAAUUACCACGAUGAAAAAGCGUUCUUCACGCCUGCCCAGAAAGGGUAUUUGACUUAUCAGGUACUGUACGUAAUCUAUUGAAACCGACCAACAAGACAGGCUUCUCAGAUUCUCACGAAAUUAGAUAUUAGCAAAGACUUGAUCCGUGAAAUCCAUGGAGUAUCACAAGAAGAACCGUCGACGACAUCAUCGAUAACUUCGGAUGAACAACUGCGCCGGAAGGGACUCACGUGGCUUCUGAUGAGCGGAGUUUACGAAGAAGCGUUCGUGCUCCAUGCUCCGAGCAAGGUACGAUUCACUCAAGCGUUCCCAACCAUCGUAGAACUUUCAGGAAGAGCCCUACUUCAAAGAACUGCAAGAUGGAAGUCUGAAGACGUACAACGAGUUCAUUUCCGAAAUCGAGUUGGAUCCGCGGACAAGCCUCAGCCUGGCCUGGGAGCGCUGGUACAAAUUCCAGCCGCUCAACAAGAUUCGCGACUAUUUCGGCGAGCAAAUCGCCUAUUACUUUGCUUGGCAAGGCACUUUCAUCACACUUUUGUGGCCGGCAACCAUCUUCGGAUUAGUAGUUUUCACAUAUGGAUUCAUUGAUAGGUUGGGUACCUUUUGGGGGUGUAAUCUGCAAGAAACUGUGAAUGUUUUCAGUGUGCGAAGCUCUCCGUUGGACUGGAAUCACUGUAAGUUGGUGAACUUUCGAGGCGAAACUGAGAAUGUGCCAUGUGGAAUGAGGAAUGGGUACGUUUACGACAAAGGAAAGGAGAGAAACAUUUCCAUUUCACUUUCAUUUUCAGGUUAACACUAUUCUUCUCUACAGUAACCCAAUGGUUUAUGAGCUCUUUCGACACGCGCAUGAACGCUUUCUUCGCUGUUUUCAUGUCAAUUUGGGGUCGGUUUACGGCUAGACGAAUUCAUGUAUUCACAACGUUUUUCAGGAAGUGUUUUCGUUCAAAUCUGGAAAAGGAACAACUCUGUUCUUUCCUAUCAAUGGAAUUCUGACGAUUUUCACGCAAUUGAACCGGACAGACCAGAGUUCAGAGGAUCGAAAGUGAAAGAGGAUCCGAUAACCGGGGAAGACAUCUGGAUAUCGCCCGCGCUCGUUCGAUACCUCAAGAUGCUCACUUCGUUCUUCUUCGUUUCCAUCUCGAUGCUCCUCGUCAUUCUCUCCCUGAUGCUCGUGAUCCUUCUCAAGAUCUGGAUGGUCUUCAACUUCCAAUGCAACUCGGAAUACACCUUCCACUGCUGGCUCUCCGCCGCCUUCCUCCCCUCUGUUCUCAACACUCUCUCUGCGAUGGGUCUCGGAGCGAUCUACAGUAAUCUGGUGGCGAGGUUUAACACUUGGGAAAACCAUCGAACGGAAUCGGAGCACAAUAACAGUUUGAUCGUUAAAAUAUUCGCGUUCCAAAUGGUCAACACUUACACUUCGCUCUUCUACGUGGCAUUCGUACGGCCCGAAAGCCACGGAUUCCAGCCGAACGGGCUCUUCGGACUCGGCGAGCAGUUCAAGGACACGUGCGUGGACGACACUUGCAGUUCGCUGCUGGCCCUCCAGCUGCUCACUCACACCCUCAUCAAGCCGUUUCCCAAGUUUCUGAAGGAUGUUGCCAUUCCGUACAUUGUCAAACUCUUCCGUCUUCGGCAGUACACGUCACGAACGGAGGCGAGGAUCGAAGCGGAAGAGGACGAUCAGGCGAACGUUCUUGUCAGGUGAGCACGAGCACACGACAGUCCAUGAGGGAGGAUUUCAGAGAAUGGUUGAAGCCAAGUGCCGGCGACUUUGUUCUUUGGGAAAUGAACGAGAAGAUCAUCAUGUUUGGGACCACUAUGGUAACUUAUAGGUCUUCUUUCCGACAAUGAACGUGUCUUCAGAUGUUUGCCUCCCUCUUCCCACUAUCUCCCCUCCUCGCUCUGAUCAUCGGAUUCGUCGACAUGCGAAUCGACGCUCACCGCCUCCUCUGGUUCAAUCGAAAGCCCAUUCCUCAGAUCACAAAUGGCAUCGGAAUCUGGUUGCCAAUCCUCACUUUUCUUCAAUAUUGUGCAGUUUUCACAAACGCUUUUAUUGGUAUUCAACUAACUUCCAUUAUAUCAUUUGCCAAUUGACUCAUUUCAGUUGCUUUCACUUCUGGCUUCUGCUCAACAUUCUUCGAAGACGUUAUGUACUGCAACGUGCAGAAUCGUCUAAUCAUUGUGAUUGUCUUCCAGGUCUUUUCCGUCUGAAUCUCUUUGUCAGCCCCGAAAUUUCUCAUUUCAGAACCUCGUCUUCGGUCUCAAGUACCUGCUAUCCAGUGUUAUCCCUUCUGUUCCGGCCUCGAUAAAACUUGCUCUUCGAAAAGUUUGUUCACUUUCUCCUUGGAGCGCACUUUAUAUAUUCAGAAGCGCUACGUCAUUGCUCACAUCGUCGAAAAAGGCGAUGUUCCACACAAAACACGAGUAAAAAAGAGAACGAGGAUCGCCAAGCUGGCAUGGAUCACAUCGAAUCAACGGGAACGACGCGCCAAGAAGAGUCUCAUCAAGAACAGACUUUUAUCAGGCGAAUAG
This is a messenger RNA of Caenorhabditis sp. 36 PRJEB53466, 6229 nucleotides long. Lineage: Eukaryota; Metazoa; Nematoda; Chromadorea; Rhabditida; Rhabditidae. The record is from the annotation of a GenBank genome assembly.